AUGCUUUACGCUUUAUGCUCGCGCCGUACGGCUCGAGUGGUGCGGCUCGAGCUCGGCCGGCCCGGCAAAAGUCUCCCGAUCCAGCGCCGUGCCGUAUAUAAAAGAGCGCCGUGCCUGGCCCCGCCACACCGUACCCGCCAAUCAAGCUAUGCUCUAUGCUACUUUAUCUUUAUUUUUUCUAUUUUCUAUUUUCUAUUUUCAAUUUUCAAUUUUAACUUUCAAUUUAAAUCUUUUUUCUCUUUACGCUACACUAUACACUCCUAUAUUAUGCCACGCAAUACUUCACCCCGCACACGUGCCCCCGCACGUGGCCCCGCAAAUAUUUCCUCAAACCGGAACCCUGCAUUAGACCCUGAAGAUCGUCAUCCGGGAAAAGACCCCACCACACGCUACCCACGCUACCCGGUCACACGUCAUCCAGCCACAUGCCCCAGACUUUCUGAUAGCCCAUUGGAUGAUUUCCAACGUUUGUGUUAUGCCACAGGCGGUCCCGGGCCAGACCCGAUCCCGGUUUCGUACCAUUCUGCAGCCGCCGAACAAUUUCUUCAUCCGGCAUACUUGGGGAAUGUUACUUCGGCAACCCCGGAAUUGCCUCCUGGUACCAAACCACAUACGAUUGAAUGUUUCGAGUUUCGUCUACCAGAUAUUUCUGCAACCCCAAACGCUCCCUCGGCUGGGUUGCUGAAAGCCGCUGUGCAUCGUAACCCUGAGGGGCCUCCAAAGACUAGUGAAAAUACUGUUUCCAAGAACCAACAGUUUAAAUUGGCCAAGCUAAAUCACUCGUUGCAUUCUGAGGAACAUUUUAUUAACCCAAACAAUUGUGUCAUUUGGGAUAGGAAUUCCGGCCAUGUGUUUUUAACUGGUAUUUGGAGAUUGUAUCAAGAUGUGAUGAAUGCCUUAGUGACGCUUGAUCGUGAUGGUAUGGAUUCCAGCUCGGCACAAGAUAUAUGUGCCAGGGAAUUAACCCAUGUAUUGGAAAAGACCUUUUACGACCCAUCAUUGGCUGUGGAAGAUCCGCCACGUAAAAGAACAAAACGUGCUGAUUCAUUACCUUCGUCGUCGUCGUCGUCGUCAUCGGCCUCUUACUCUCCGACAAGCACAGCCAAGUAUACAGACUUCCAUUGGAACUUAAUCCCACAUGAACUCAAAGAUACUCUUGUAGAUGGCUACCGUGCCUUUCUUUGCAGACAAUACCCAGAGCAUGCCGAAGAAUUACGCCACGUCCCCUUUGCCAGUCUACUACAACGUAUCCGCGGAGGCUACAUCAAGAUCCAGGGCACUUGGUUGCCCUAUGAAGUUUCGCGCCAGAUCUGUACACGGUUCUGUUUCCCGAUCCGCCACUUGCUGGUUCCUCUGUUUGGACCACAGUUCCCUGCUGCUUGUGAAGCUUGUUUAAGAAGCCAUGGUAGUCGUUCUUCGAUUCCAACGUCUACCUCCAUCUCAAAUGCUGCUCCACAUUUGACUCUACAUUCUUCAGUCCCUGCCAAGAAACUGGUCAAGAAAAGACCCCGCCACACAUCUUUGCCACAGACCCCACCACACGCCCCACCAUCAAAUGUGGCCCCACCACUUGCCACUUCUCCAAUUGCCAUUUCACCACAACAACAAUUACCUCCGUUAAGUUCACUUGUCUCUUUACCAGCCGAUGAUCAACCUACACUCCACACGCUUUGUACUUUGGCCUCAUUUUAUACGACCCGAGGCCAUCGUUAUUCUUAUCCGGCUGGGUUAACCGCCCAUGGUCCUUCGGGAACCACCCACGGGCUGGAGCCCAAUAGCCAUUAUUCGCCACAGCCACCAUUCACACAAGCUUUAGCUAAUUAUUCUUAUGGCCCAUUAAAGAGCAAUACCACUAUCAAUACUACUAAUACCGCCUCUCUCGAUACGUCAUCUUCAAUAGCCCCCACCACAGCUACAGCCACACUUUCUCGUUCUCCUUCUCAUUCCUAUUUGACCCCGCCACAUUCUUCUCCUGCACUUUUGACCCCACCACGACUAUCACCCACAACAAACGUGACUCCACCACUUCUUUCUCCAUCAUAUAUGUCACCAACAAGAUUAUCUCCAGCCGCCCAUCUGUCUCCAGCUCACGUGCCCUCGUCGCCACCUUCCCGUUUUGGCAUGAAAUUUAUAGAUUCAAACCAUUUCACUUCAUAUACUCAUACCCAUUGA
Molecule: messenger RNA, 2172 nt
Organism: Henningerozyma blattae CBS 6284
Lineage: Eukaryota; Fungi; Ascomycota; Saccharomycetes; Saccharomycetales; Saccharomycetaceae
Gene: XBP1
Product: Xbp1p
Exons: 1
Coding region: 1-2172 (723 amino acids)
Molecular function (GO): DNA binding
Source: RefSeq, a predicted model, not a curated record